AGAGAGAGAUUAGUGUUAAUGGAGCUUGAAGCUAUGGCGCUCUACAAAGUCCCCCAAGUGAGCUGGAGUGGUUGUGACUUUGUUGCUAAUAAUAACCAAUUCCCACUCGAGUUUCAAUGCCCAAAUUUCCCAGAAUUUGAAGCCUGCAGUUAUUAUCCACCACCUCAUCAUCAUCACCAAUGGCUUCCAAACUCUCCUCCUGCCGACCACGUUGUUGUUGCAGAAGAAGAAGACGAGGUUGCUGGUCCGACAAGACAGCUGCACCGGAGAAGCAACGCUCAAACUAACCGCCGCCAACAAAUCAAUGACAAUCUUUCCUAUCUCCAUAGCCUGUUACCAGAAUCUUAUAUCCAAAAGGGUGAUGAAGCAUCAAUCCUAGGUGGAGCAAUAAACUAUGUGAAAGAGCUAGAAGAAGAGCUGCAACUCCUGUGUGCCAAGAAUAGCACUGCAAAUCUUCUUCAAGAUGCGAAUAUUGGUGCAAGUGAUGGUUGCCGUGGAUAUGAAUUGUCAACGCCGUGUGGCGAUCACAUACAAGUCACGAUGGGUGGCGAAAACCAUAAUAAUGUUGAGCUUAAGCUACACUCCAAAUGGCGACCAAAGCUGCUUCCCAGAUUCAUUUCUCAGAUUGAAACCCUCAUGCUAACUGUCCUUCACUUCAACCUAUCAAGGACUGAUCAAUUUCUUCUCUGCUCUCUUAGCCUCAAGGUGGAAGAUGGCUCCAAGUUCACCUCUGUGAAGAGAAUUGCAACUGUUGCGAAUCGAAUUUUGGCUCGGAUUCAAGAAGAGGAUGAGAGAGUUUAAUUUAGCUAGUAAUUUUUUUUUUUUUCUUUUUCUAUGCAAGAAAGUCUUGUUAUUUCAAUAUUAUUAAUUAUUAAUGUGAUUAGGAGAUUAAUUGAACGCUCAAAAUAUUACUUUCGCAACAAACUAGUUUUGUGCCCGUCAUUGCUCUGAAUUUUGAUCUUGUUUGUAAUAA
Molecule: messenger RNA, 973 nt
Organism: Ipomoea nil (Japanese morning glory)
Lineage: Eukaryota; Viridiplantae; Streptophyta; Magnoliopsida; Solanales; Convolvulaceae
Product: transcription factor bHLH96-like
Exons: 3
Coding region: 19-801 (260 amino acids)
Biological process (GO): regulation of transcription by RNA polymerase II
Molecular function (GO): protein dimerization activity; DNA-binding transcription factor activity, RNA polymerase II-specific; RNA polymerase II cis-regulatory region sequence-specific DNA binding
Source: RefSeq, a predicted model, not a curated record